AUGUGCGACUGCUUCCACAUGAUGCUGCCCACCUGGUCCGAAGCCCCCGGCAGCGCGUCUGGCCGGCAGUUGCAGCCUGAAGAGCCAGAUGCAGAAACCGCGGAGGACCAGUCCGUGACGGAAGGGUCUGUGGAUGAGAUCAUUCGGCCCCGGCCACAGGGGUCCUCGCCCGUCUACGAGUACGUGACUGAGGGCGCCGGCUUCGGACUCCCGGAAGACACGCCAAGGAGGCGGAGGUCCUGGUGGAAGCGGGAUUCGGGGGACUCGCAGACGCUUUCCAGGAUGAGCCGUCUGGAGUCCACGCAGGAGGCGACGGAGGGGACACUGAAGACCAAGGUGGAGGCCGGAGCCAGUGGCUACAUUGUCACGGGCGGCGGGGACCAGGGGAUCUUUGUCAAGCAGGUGCUGAAGGAGUCCUCAGCUGCCAAGCUCUUCAGCCUGAGAGAAGGGGAUCAGCUGCUCAGCACAACCAUAUUCUUUGACGACAUUAAAUACGAAGAUGCUCUCAAAAUCCUCCAGUACUCGGAGCCGUACAAGGUUCAGUUCACAGUCAGGCGGCAGCUUCCCGCCCGGGAGGACGAGGAGGGAGCUUCCGGCGGCGCUCCACGUGGCUCGAGGGGCCGCAAGGAGCAGGACCAGGAUAUCGCCGAAGGGCGCACGGAGACCCCCACGGAGACGCUGCAGGAGGAUGGAGACCAGGAGAGGCUCAUCUCCAAGCCCAGGGAGGGCAGAGGCAGGCAGCCCCAGAGGGAGCGGCUCUCCUGGCCCAAAUUCCAAGCUCUGAAGAGCAAGCGUGGGCCAGGGCCCCGGAGGUCGCACAGCUCCUCGGAGGCCAGCGAGCGAGGGGACGUGCCUGACCUGUCCCCCACGAGCACAGACACGGAGGCCCAGCUCCCGGAAGCAGGGCCAGGCAGGCAGCGGAAGAAAAGCUUCCCGAACCUGAGAUUCCGGGUGGGCUCAGGGAAGGGGCUGUCGGGCAGGGGAGCCCACGGGGGGACAGUCCAGGCUGAGGUCCUGGUGGAGACAGGGCCCCGGGAUUCUGGGCGAGAGGCCUCCAGGGCUGCCGCCCAUGGCGGGAGAGAGGACGGGAUGGCAGGGGUGCCAGAGGCCGCCGAGCCCCCCCCGGAGCCCGGCCUCCCCACUGAGGGAGCCCCCGGGGAAGGGGCCGGCCCAGCACCCAGACCCCGAAGAAAGACAAAAGAGGCCAAGGACAGGGGGGAGACUGUGGCCCAGGGAGAAGCCGGGCUGGGCCCAGCGCCAGGACAGAGCAGGGAGGGGGCCAGGGAAGGCACGCAGGCGCUGGAGCUCGGCACUGCCAGGCUGUCUCUGCAAGACUCAGCAGACCAAGGCACCCACCAAAACCACCAACCAGAAUUCCAUGGCCGCAUACCCACUUUAAAGACACCCAAGUUUGGACUUUACAAAGAAAAAGUGCUCGAGAAAGAAGGAGCCGCGACAGCUCUCCAGCAGGGACCACGGCAGAGAAGGGUCUCUGCUGAGGGCACGGAGGCCAAGGGGGAGGAUGCAGGGGAAGCAGAAAAGCACAGGCCCAGACAACCCCCAGUCCAUCCGCCAGCGCAAGAGGGAGGAGCAACGGAGGAAGAUGCAGCCCAGAAGAGAGACGAGGACAGCAAGGGCGGGGGCCCGCACACGGACGAAAAGGAGGGGAAGAUGAAAAUGCUAAGGUUCAAGCUGCCCUCCUUUGGGUGGUCGCCAGCGAAGGAGGCAAAAGGAGACAAAGCGACACAACUCCAGGAAACAGAGAAGGAAAAGGAGAUCAGCAUCACAGUAGAAACGUUAGAGACGGACGUGAAAGGCCAAGGUGGACUAGAGCGAGACAGCAAGUUCCAAAUGCCCAGGUUCAAGAUGCCGUCCUUCAGGGUGUCAGCGCCCAGCAAGUCCGUCCAGGCCGCCGUGGAGGUGUCCGUGCCCAAGGCCCAGGCCGAAGUGACCCUGACCUCAGUGCAGGCCGACGUCAAGACCAGUGACCUUAGGAUUGAGCAGCUCUCCGCCGAGCUGGAGGUCAAGGCCACUGAAGUGGGCGUGAAGCUCCCGGAGGGCCACCAUCCCGAAGCGGAGCCCAAGGAAGCAGCAGCGGGAAUCGGACUCAAGGGCCACCUGCCCAAGGUGCAGAUGCCCAGCAUCAAGGCCCCCCAGGUGGACAUCAAGGGACCCAAACUGGACCUGAAGGACGCCAAGGGCGAGGUGACGACCCCCGACGUGGAGGUGUCACUGCCCAGCGUGGAGGUGGACACCCAGGCCGCAGGUACCAAGUUGGAGGGCGACAUGUCCCUGGGGGACAAGGAGGUGGCCGCCAGAGACAGCAAGUUCAAAAUGCCCAAGUUCAAGAUGCCGUCCUUCGGGGUGUCAGCGUCCAGCAAGUCCGUCGAAGCCUCCUUGGACGGGUCUGGCCCCAAGGACCAGGCUGAGGUGACCCUGCCCUCGGUGCAGGCCGACGUCAAGACCAGUGACCUCAGCAUCGAGCUGCCUUCCGCCGAGCUGGAUGUCAAGGCCGCCGAGGUGGGCCUGAAGCUCCCGGAGGGCCACCUUCCCGAAGCGGAGCCCACGGAAGCGGCAGCGGGAAUCGGACUCAAGGGCCACCUGCCCACGGUGCAGAUGCCCAGCAUCAAGGUGCCCGAGGUGGACAUCAAGGGGCCCAAACUGGACCUGAAGGACGCCAAAGGCGACGUGAAGGUCCCUGACGUGGAAGUGUCACUGUCCAGCAUGGAGGUGGACAGCCAGGCCGCGGGCAUCAUGCUGACGGGCGAUGUGUCCCUUGGGGACAAGGAAGUGGCCGCCAGAGACAGCAAGUUCAAAAUGCCCAAGUUCAAGAUGCCAUCCGUUGGGGUGUCAGCGCCCAGCAAGUCUGUCAAGGCCACCGUGGAGGUGUCCAUGCCCAAGGCCCAGGCCAAGGUGACCCGGCCCUCAGUGCAGGCCGACGUCAAGACCAGUGACCUCAGCAUCGAGCUGCCCUCCUCCAAGCUGGAGGUCAAGGCCGCCGAGGUGGGCCUAAAGCUCCCGGAGGGCCACCUUCCAGAAGUGGAGUCCACAGAAGCGGCAGCUGAAAUUGGACUCAAGGGCCACCUGUCCAAGGUGCAGAUGCCCAGCAUCAAGGUGCCCAAGGUGGACAUCAAGGGGCCCAAACUGGACCUGAAGGACGCCAAGGGCGAGGUGACGACCCCCGACGUGGAGGUGUCGCUGCCCAGCGUGGAGGUGGACACACAGGUCACGGACAGCAAGCUAGUGGGCGAAGUGUCCCUUGGGGACAAGGAGGUGGCCGCCAGAGACAGCAAGUUCAAAAUGCCCAAGUUCAAGAUGCCGUCCUUCGGGGUGUCAGCGCCCAGCAAGUCCGUCCAGGCCGCCAUGGAGGUGUCCGUGCCCAAGGCCCAGGCCAAAGUGACCCUGCCCUCGGUGCAGGAUGACGUCAAGACCAGUGACCUUAGCAUCGAGCUGCCCUCCACCGAGCUGGAUGUCAAGGCUGCCGAGGUGGGCGUGAAACUCCCGGAGGGCCACCUUCCCGAAGCAGAGAUCAAGGAAGCAGUGGCGGGAAUCGGACUCAAGGGCCACCUACCGAAGGUGCAGAUGCCCAGCAUCAAGGUGCCCAAGGUGGACAUCAAGGGCCCCCAGGUGGACAUCAAGGGGCCCCAACUAGACCUGAAGGACGCCAAAGGCGAGGUGACGACCCCCGACAUGGAGGUGUCGCUGCCCAGCGUGGAGGUGGACACCAAGGCCGCGGACAUCAUGCUGGCGGGCGAUGUGUCCCUUGGGGACAAGGAGGUGGCCGCCAGAGACAGCAAGUUCAAAAUGCCCAAGUUCAAGAUGCCGUCCUUCGGGGCGUCAGCACCCAGCAAGUCCGUCCAGGCCGCCAUGGAGGUGUCCGUGCCCAAGGCCCAGGCCGAAGUGACCCUGCCCUCGGUGCAGGCCGACAUCAAGACCAGUGUCCUUAGCAUCGAGCAGCCCUCCACCGAGCUGGAUGUCAAGGCUGCCGAGGUGGGCGUGAAACUUCCUGAAGUGGAGCCCAAGGAAGCAGUGGCGGGAAUCGGACUCAAGGGCCACCUGUCCAAGUUGCAGAUGCCCAGCAUCAAGGUGCCCAAAGUGGACAUCAAGGCCCCCCAGGUGGACAUCAAGGGGCCUAAACUGGAAUUGCAGGACGCCAAGGGCGAGGUGACGACCCCCGACGUGGAGGUGUCACUCCCCAGCGUGGAGGUGGACAGCCAGGUCGCGGACAGCAAGCUGGCGGGCGAUGUGUCCCUUGGGGACAAGGAGGUGGCCGUCACAGACAGCAAGUUCAAAAUGCCCAAGUUCAAAAUGCCAUCCUUCGGGGUGUCAGCGCCCAGCAAGUCCGUCGAAGCCUCCUUGGAGGGGUCUGGGCUCAAGACUCAGGCCGAGGUGACCCUGCCCUCGGUGCAGGGCGACGUCAAGACCAGUGACCUCAGCAUCGAGCUGCCUUCCGCCGAGCUGGAUGUCAAGGCCGCCGAGGUGGGCGUGAAGCUCCCGGAGGGCCACCUUCCCGAAGCGGAGCCCAAGGAAGCGGCAGCGGGAAUCGGACUCAAGGGCCACCUGUCCAAGGUGCAGAUGCCCAGCAUCAAGGUGCCCAAGGUGGACAUCAAGGGCCCCCAGGUGGACAUCAAGGGGCCCCAACUAGACCUGAAGGACGCCAAAGGCGAGGUGACGACCCCCUAUGUGGAGGUGUCUCUGCCCAGCGUGGAGGUGGACAGCCAGGCCGCGGGCACCAAGCUGGAGGGCGAUGUGUCCAUUGGGGACAAGGAGGUGGCCGCCAGAGACAGCAAGUUCAAAAUGCCCAAGUUCAAGAUGCCGUCCAUUGGGGUGUUAGCGCCCAGCAAGUCUGUCAAGGCCACCGUGGAGGUGUCUGUGCCCAAGGCCCAGGCCAAGGUGACCCGGCCCUCGGUGCAGGCCGACGUCAAGACCAGUGACCUCAGCAUCGAGCUGCCCUCCUCCAAGCUGGAGGUCAAGGCCGCCGAGGUGGGCCUAAAGCUCCCGGAGGGCCACCUUCCAGAAGCGGAGUCCACAGAAGCGGCAGCUGAAAUUGGACUCAAGGGCCACCUGUCCAAGGUGCAGAUGCCCAGCAUCAAGGUGCCCAAGGUGGACCUCAAGGGGCCCAAACUGGACCUGAAGGACGCCAAGGGCGAGGUGACGACCCCCGACAUGGAGGUGUCGCUGCCCAGCGUGGAGGUGGACACCCAGGCCGCGGGCACCAAGCUGGAGGGCGAUGUGUCCCUUGGGGACAAGGAGGUGGCCGCCAGAGACAGCAAGUUCAAAAUGCCCAAGUUCAAGAUGCCGUCCUUCGGGGUGUCAGCGCCCAGCAAGUCCGUCCAGGCCGCCAUGGAGGUGUCCGUGCCCAAGGCCCAGGCCAAAGUGACCCUGCCCUCCGUGCAGGCCGACGUCAAGACCAGUGACCUUAGCAUCGAGCUGCCCUCCACCGAGCUGGAUGUCAAGGCUGCCGAGGUGGGCGUGAAACUCCCGGAGGGCCACCUUCCCGAAGCAGAGAUCAAGGAAGCAGUGGCGGGAAUCGGACUCAAGGGCCACCUACCGAAGGUGCAGAUGCCCAGCAUCAAGGUGCCCAAGGUGGACAUCAAGGGCCCCCAGGUGGACAUCAAGGGGCCCCAACUAGACCUGAAGGACGCCAAAGGCGAGGUGACGACCCCCGACAUGGAGGUGUCGCUGCCCAGCGUGGAGGUGGACACCAAGGCCGCGGACAUCAUGCUGGCGGGCGAUGUGUCCCUUGGGGACAAGGAGGUGGCCGCCAGAGACAGCAAGUUCAAAAUGCCCAAGUUCAAGAUGCCGUCUUUCAGGGUGUCAGCGCCCAGCAAGUCCGUCCAGGCCGCCAUGGAGGUGUCCGUGCCCAAGGCCCAGGCCGAAGUGACCCUGCCCUCGGUGCAGGCCGACAUCAAGACCAGUGUCCUUAGCAUCGAGCAGCCCUCCACCGAGCUGGAUGUCAAGGCUGCCGAGGUGGGCGUGAAACUCCCGGAGGGCCAACUUCCUGAAGUGGAGCCCAAGGAAGCAGUGGCGGGAAUCGGACUCAAGGGCCACCUGUCCAAGUUGCAGAUGCCCAGCAUCAAGGUGCCCAAAGUGGACAUCAAGGCCCCCCAGGUGGACAUCAAGGGGCCUAAACUGGAAUUGCAGGACGCCAAGGGCGAGGUGACGACCCCCGACGUGGAGGUGUCACUCCCCAGCGUGGAGGUGGACAGCCAGGUCGCGGACAGCAAGCUGGCGGGCGAUGUGUCCCUUGGGGACAAGGAGGUGGCCGUCACAGACAGCAAGUUCAAAAUGCCCAAGUUCAAAAUGCCAUCCUUCGGGGUGUCAGCGCCCAGCAAGUCCGUCGAAGCCUCCUUGGAGGGGUCUGGGCUCAAGACUCAGGCCGAGGUGACCCUGCCCUCGGUGCAGGGCGACGUCAAGACCAGUGACCUCAGCAUCGAGCUGCCUUCCGCCGAGCUGGAUGUCAAGGCCGCCGAGGUGGGCGUGAAGCUCCCGGAGGGCCACCUUCCCGAAGCGGAGCCCACGGAAGCGGCAGCGGGAAUCGGACUCAAGGGCCACCUGUCCAAGGUGCAGAUGCCCAGCAUCAAGGUGCCCAAGGUGGACAUCAAGGGGCCCAAACUGGACCUGAAGGAGGCCAAGGGUGAGGUGACGGUCCCUGACGUGGAGGUGUCGCUGCCCAGCGUGGAGGUGGACACCAAGGCCGCGGACAUCAUGCUGGCGGGCGAUGUGUCCCUUGGGGACAAGGAGGUGGCCGCCAGAGACAGCAAGUUCAAAAUGCCCAAGUUCAAGAUGCCAUCCAUUGGGGUGUCAGCGCCCAGCAAGUCUGUCAAGGCCACCGUGGAGGUGUCCGUGCCCAAGGCCCAGGCCAAGGUGACCCAGCCCUCGGUGCAGGCCGACGUCAAGACCAGUGACCUCAGCAUCGAGCUGCCCUUCUCCAAGCUGGAGGUCAAGGCCGCCGAGGUGGGCCUAAAGCUCCCGGAGGGCCACCUUCCAGAAGCGGAGUCCACAGAAGCGGCAGCUGAAAUUGGACUCAAGGGCCACCUGUCCAAGGUGCAGAUGCCCAGCAUCAAGGUGCCCAAGGUGGACAUCAAGGGGCCCAAACUGGACCUGAAGGACGCCAAGGGCGAGGUGACGACCCCCGACGUGGAGGUGUCGCUGCCCAGCGUGGAGGUGGACACACAGGUCACGGACAGCAAGCUAGUGGGCGAAGUGUCCCUUGGGGACAAGGAGGUGGCCGCCAGAGACAGCAAGUUCAAAAUGCCCAAGUUCAAGAUGCCAUUCUUCGGGGUGUCAGCGCCCAGCAAGUCCGUCGAAGCCUCCUUGGAGGGGUCUGGGCUCAAGACUCAGGCCGAGGUGACCCUGCCCUCGGUGCAGGGCGACGUCAAGACCAGUGACCUCAGCAUCGAGCUGCCUUCCGCCGAGCUGAAUGUCAAGGCCGCCGAGGUGGGCGUGAAGCUCCCGGAGGGCCACCUUCCCGAAGCAGAGAUCAAGGAAGCGGCAGCGGUAAUCGAACUCAAGGGCCACCUGCCCAAGGUGCAGAUGCCCAGCAUCAAGGUGCCCAAGGUGGACAUCAAGGGCCCCCAGGUGGACAUCAAGGGGCCCCAACUAGACCUGAAGGACGCCAAAGGCGAGGUGACGACCCCCUAUGUGGAGGUGUCUCUGCCCAGCGUGGAGGUGGACAGCCAGGCCGCGGGCACCAAGCUGGAGGGCGAUGUGUCCAUUGGGGACAAGGAGGUGGCCGCCAGAGACAGCAAGUUCAAAAUGCCCAAGUUCAAGAUGCCAUCCAUUGGGGUGUCAGCGCCCAGCAAGUCUGUCAAGGCCACCGUGGAGGUGUCUGUGCCCAAGGCCCAGGCCAAGGUGACCCUGCCCUCGGUGCAGGCCGACGUCAAGACCAGUGACCUCAGCAUCGAGCUGCCCUCCUCCAAGCUGGAGGUCAAGGCCGCCGAGGUGGGCCUGAAGCUCCCGGAGGGCCACCUGCCCAAAGUGGAGCCCAAGGAAGCAGUGGCGGGAAUCGGGCUUAAGGACCACCUGCCCAAGGUGCCUGGACCCAGCAUCAAGGUGCCCGAGGUGGACCUCAAGGCCCCCCAGGUGGACUUCAAGGGGCCCAAACUGGACCGGCAGGACACCAAGGGCGAGGUGAUUACCCCCAACGUGGAGGUGUUACUGCCCAGCGUGGAGGUGGACACCCAGGCUGCGGGAACCAAGCUGGAGAGUGACGUGUCCUUUGGGGACAAGGAGGUGGCCGCCAGAGACAGCAAGUUCAAAAUGCCCAAGUUCAAGAUACCGUCCUUUGGGGUGUCGGCUCCCAGCAAGUCCGUCGAAGCCGCCUUGGAAGAGUCCGUACCCAAUGUCCCGGCCCAGGUGACCCUGUCCUCGGUGCAGGCCGACGUGAAGACCAGUGCCCUCAGCAUCGAGCUGCCCUCCACCGAGCUGGAGGUCAAGGGUGCCAAGGUGGGCGUGAAGCUCCCAGAGGGCCACCUUCUCAGAGCAGAGCCCAGGGAAGUGGCGCUGGGGAUUGCGCUCAAAGGCCACCUGCCCAAAUUGGAGAAGCCCAGCAUCAAGGUGCCCAAGGUGGACAUUGAGGGGCCCAAACUGGACCUGAGGGACGCCAAGGGUGAGGUACUCACAAAAUACCAAGUGACUCUCCCUGGAGCCGCUGUCUCCCCGGGGCUCCCUCUGGAAGCGGCCCCUUGUUCCCAGAACCAUGCCUAUCUUCCCAGCUCAGAAAGUUCUGCCAGUCUUCCAACCCAGGAGAGAGUUGCAGCAUCCCAGACUGACAGUCCCGCAGGCCCUGUGGACCCCAUGUUUCUUGCGUCAUACGGUCGGGUGAGUUUUCCUAAGUUUCAUCCACCGAAGUUCGGGUUUUCUGUCCCAGAAGCAGCCGAUGCAGAGGUGGGGGCCGGUGCCGGGGGUUGUGCCCCCUCUCUGUCCACUACUGGCCCUGCCCGGGGCCGGGACUCCACAGCUGUGCCGCGCAGCGCGUGGCCGUCGGCAGUGGCUGCAGGUGAGAGCCCAGCUAAAGAUACUGAACGUGGAGGGAAAGAUAGUCCCUUAAAAAUGCCGUGGAUCAAGCUUCCGUCAUUCAGCUGGUCCCCAGAGAAGGGGGCGGUGCCCCCAGAGGACCCUGAAUGCAGCCUGGACGACGCAGAGAUCGGCGUGGCUGUGGACACGGGUCACAAGGGCGUGCCCCCUGCGUGUCCUGUGUCUGCAGUGGAGGUGGCUGUGGACGCGCUUCCGGAGAAGGACGGAGAGGAGAGUGGCGUGGGGUCGCCUGGCUGCGCUGUGCUGGAACACGUACCUCUCACAGGGCUCACUCCAGAGGGCGGGCCCGGCCUGCCACGCGGAGACCCCGCUGCUCCACGCUCUAGGCCCCCGGCGGGGGGUGGCGCUCCAGAAGGCGUGGACGUGGACCCCCAUCUGCCACAGGCCCACGCUCCCCUUUUGGACUUGGCCAGACCCGACCUCAGACCCAGCAAGGCCAAGGUGGGGGGGAGCUCGUCAGCUGCUGACCCUCCGUCUCCGGGACACAGCAGCCAAGGGCACGGGCUCCGGGACGGCCCGGCAAGCCAGCCUCUCGGCGAGGCGACGGCCCCCUCGGUAGGAGACCCCCAGCAGCCGUCCUGCAGCCCAGCAGAUGUGGACGCUCCCGCGGUGGAGAGCGCGGCCUCGCAGGGGGGCUGGUUCAGGAUGCCCGCGCUCCGCCUGCCCAGCCUCCGGCGCCCCGCCAAGGAGAGGGGGGCGGCUGGGGCUCAGGGGGCGCCAGUGCCCGCGCCUGCUGCCAGCACACUGAGGGAAGGAGAAAGCCCAGCUCCAGUCAGGGGUCAGGGGGUUCCUGGGUCAGAGGUGGAAGAAGCUAUGUCCCUGCAGCCCCCAGAGGCAGGGGCAGACGAGGCAGCAGCGGAGCUCGCGUCCCACGCAGACGCAGACGUCCUAAAGAGAGGUCCUGGGGACAAACGCUCAGAGCUGCACCUCUCUCCUGCAGGGGCACCUGCUGCAGGCCUUUCCCCUUCCGAGGCCAGGGUCCGUCCAGGCGAAGGCUCCCUCCCUCUUCAGAUGCCUAGCGGCAGGCUUUCAGGAACCCAGGCCCCUCCUGCUGGGCCUGCAGGACCGGGCCUUGCUGCGGGGCAGGGGCGGGCAGAGGAAUGGCCCUCCCAGCCUGAAGGCCCCAUUAAACUGAAGGCGUCCAGGACCGACGGGCCGUCCCAGGUUUCUGUCGUUAACAUGGGUCAGCCCUGGGAAGGCUCCGUGGUAACUGUCAGACUGCCCAGGUUAAGCGUGCCAAGGUUCGCCUUUCCUGACCCCAGCUCCGAGGCCGAUGUCUUUAUCCCCGCCGUGACAGAAGUGCAGUGCCCGGGGAGCAGCCUUGCCCACGCCCUGCACGAGGGAAGCCCGGGAGUCUGGGGCGCCAGCAUCCUGAGGGCAGGUGCUGGGACCCCCGGGGGGCAGCCCGUGGCCCUUGGCUUCUCCCCGGAAGCUUCCCCCAUUUCCGAGGUCAGAGUGCACGUUCAGCGUACGCAGGGAGAGGGCCCCGAGGUCGCCGUCCACAGCAGGGCGACGGCAGAGUUGGCUGACCUCUCGGGACCCGAGGCUAUUUCCACCCAGGUCGUGCGGCAACUGGAGAUCCCCGCGUCUGAGAUCCAAACGGCUUCUUACGGAUUCUCGUUGCUGAAGGUGAAGAUGCCGGAGCCCCGCACGCGGGUGAGUGUCCGAGACUCCCGGCUGAGGGACGGCCUGCAGGAGGCUUCCCAGCAAGCCGCCCCGGGAGCAGAGCCCGCCUCUGGAGGUCCGCAGCCGGACACCGCAGGACCGUCUGAAGUGAUCUCGCCCAGUGUCGAUGUGCCUGGACAGCCAACGUUCACGCCCAAGGUGCACUCUGGCCGCCAGGGUGCCGACAGCUGCUCCGACAGGGCCGAGGGUGCAGAGGUUCUUGCAUUUCCCCCUAAAGAAGCCGGCGGGGAGGCAGCUAGCUCCCCGGCAGAGGAAGGCUCGGCUCCAGGACAGAAACCAGGAGGUAGAAGGUCUGGUCUGUUCAGGUUCUGGCUUCCGAACACUGGCUUUUCUUCCUCUGCGGAAGAGCCGCGCGCUGAUUCCAAAGGCGAGGCCCGCGCGGCGGCUGCCCUCCAGACACAGCCUGGGGCACGGCCCGAGGCAGAGCUCCCUAGGAAGCCCCAGAGGGCGGGCUGGUUGCGAUUCCCCACAUUAGGGCUCUCCUCCUCUCCCACCAAGAAAAGCGAAAGCUCUGAAGACGAGGCAGCUCUGGCAGAGCAAAACGCCCAAGAACAAGCGGUCACGUUCUUUGAUGCCCCAGAAAGCUUCUCUCCAGAGGGCGAGGGGGCCGGGGGGCCGGCGGAGACUGCGGGCGCCAGAGUGAUGGCCACGUCCACGGCAAGGACGGGGCUGGUCCUGCUGGAGCAGGACCCAGAGGGCGGGAUGCACCUGCACCCGGGCCCACCACAGAGUGAGGACAGACAGACAGAUGAAAGGAGGCCCAGCGAAGCUCCCACCGUGAGGACGCGCGUGUCCACCUUGAUUCACAGCACCGAGAGCGAAGCAGAGGUGCCCGAGAGCGGCGGGGCCCCGCCCUCACACAGCCCCCCCGAAGUGGGACCCCAAACACGCCGGCCUCCCAGAGCCUCGGCAGCAGAGGCGGCACCCGGACGCCCCACGCGACCCCAGCCCCACGCGGGGUCCUGUGCCCCUGACGGUCUUGGUUAGACACGUGUUACUCGAGACCCCUGCCCACCAGGCCCUCGAGAACACAACUGCUGCUUGGAGAAGGGGCUGUGACGGCCGUGGGUGCAGAAGUCGUUUGGGGUUCAACUCCUGUCCUGCUGCUGCCUCCUGGUGAAGGUCGUUUCGCUCUUUCGGGCAGAGUCCGGCGUGUUCCAGGAGACCCCACUCCCCGCUCGCUUGCAACAAGCUCACUCCGCUGUUGGAUGCCUGGCCGCCAGCGCGGCAAAUGCACGCGCCCUGGGCUGGGGGCGGGCGAGCCAGCAGAGGCCGUGAGUUCCCACGGGACGGUCUGUGGGCGUCCGCUUGCCCGCGGCACACCCCCCCCCCCCGCGUGCCCGGCCCCUCAGUGUACCCGCUGCGGCCAGGCUGCAGACGGGACCUGUCUGGCUGCUCCCGGGACCCUGGACGGGCAAUAAAUCCAG
Molecule: messenger RNA, 12152 nt
Organism: Globicephala melas (long-finned pilot whale)
Lineage: Eukaryota; Metazoa; Chordata; Mammalia; Artiodactyla; Delphinidae
Gene: AHNAK2
Product: AHNAK nucleoprotein 2
Biological process (GO): regulation of RNA splicing
Cellular component (GO): costamere; nucleus; cytoplasm
Molecular function (GO): protein binding
Source: RefSeq, a predicted model, not a curated record